AUGGACGGACUGCUCUCUAUGAGCCCCCAAAUGAGCGAGCCGAUGCAGGAGAUGCUCGGCGCCCAUUUUGACGACAAAGACAUACUUGACGAGUUCCUGGAUAUGAGAUUAUAUGACCAGGGAGCAGGAGACGAGCGUAACCACUUUGACGAAGAAUUGCACGCGUUUGUGAAAAACGAGCUGUCUAGGCAAGGAUCGCACGAUAUCAAGAUAGAGCGCGACGAUAUGCCAGAGUUUAUUAUUCCGGAGCACACAUAUAAUGACAACGUUCACGCGGGCGGACAGUCGGAAGAGUUUGAAAUGUUUGAGAAAAGUCGCCAGCUGUUGAUGAAGCUCAAGUUUGGCGGCUUUGCGAACGUGCCCGAACUGCCCAGCUUCGAAGAGCUUUCCGACAAAAUCCAGACGAGAGGCGACUCCAAUGACGUCACCACCAGCACUCUGCCUCCAGAGUAUAUUUCUUGCAACGACAACUUGAUGUACAACCUGGAGAUUAAAGAGCUGCCGUCGUCGUCACGGGUCGAGACACAGAUGAAAAUUCAACUGGAUAUUUCGCCUCCGCCUCCACAGUUUUUGCUGCAUCUUCCGCGAGACACCAUAGCCAAGCCUAAGUUGACGCUCGAAAACAACGAGAUUCCUGAAAGUGUCAAGCCUCAUAUGCUUUUCCUCGACACGUUUGUGGUUGGGGCCAGCAAUACGGCCACCUCCGACGGUCAGUAUCAGAAAUUGAGAUCUUGCAACGUUUGCAAACGCUGCAUGAGAAGAGAAAUGAAGCGUGCGUCGAGACGCAAACGUGGCAUUGCCGAGGACUCCAUCAACUGGAAUUUGAAUGUUCCAAGAAGAGCCAUCAUUUUCAACACCAAGGAGGUUAUCUCAUUCCCUAGGCCUACUGGUAACGCCUCAAACGUGAAGUCGAUUGACCUGCUGACCAGAAUAGUAUGCUAUUGCAGACACCACCAGGAGCCAAACGGGUUCAAGCUAUUUUUUGUGCUCAAGGACGCUGACGGUAACGUGCUGGGAAAAACGCUAUCUCAGCCGAUCCUUAUAAUGGACAGAAAAAAGCUGUUAAAGGAUGGCGAGCAGUCGAAUUCGCCAGAGCAGGAAAUGCAAGUCAAACAAGAACCAAGAACGGCAAUCAACUCGAUCGACGAGUCCUCGAGCGAAAAUACCAGCACCAGUGCAGCCACUCACGUGGCAAUGGCAGGCUCCUCCCUGGGACAACAAACGCCUAUUGCCACAGACGAUUCAAGAACAUACAAGCGUCAAAAGAGACAUUUAUCUCCAGCAGAUAGUACCGGAACUUAUUACGAUGCUGUCCAGCAGCAGAGAUCGAAGCAGGCGCUGGGAGCACGUCAGGACUCGUUCUCGUCGAGCGUCAGCAAGAGAGACGCAAACUCGCCAAUGAGCUCUGAUAAUCUCUCGCCGCAGAACUGUUUUGGUGUUUCUUCGGCAACGAGCAUUUUCUCGAGCACACCCGAGAAAAAGGCAUCGUUUGCUAAUCUCACGCAGAGUCAAUCUGGACUCAACCUUGCCAGCUCGCUCAACAACUCUUCUGGCUCGCAACAAUCAGUGCCGUCGAUUCAGCGCAUUAUUCCUGCUCAGGGUCCUAUCAGAGGUGGCAUCGAGGUUACUUUGUUGGGCUCGAACUUCCGGCCGGGUCUAGCAGUCAAGUUUGGCUCUAACGUGGCAUUGGCCACUCAUUGCUGGUCGGAUUCGACAAUCGUGACGUAUCUGCCGCCGGCAUCGCAAGCAGGACCGGUUUUGGUCACAUUCGAAGACUCUUCCAAAGAGGGAAGAACGGGAAUAAUGAACUCCACGUCGCAGCAAGUGUUUACGUAUACUGACGACUCUGACAGGCAGCUGGUUGAGCUGGCCCUGCAGAUUGUGGGGCUGAAAAUGAACGGAAAGCUCGAAGACGCCAAAAAUAUCGCCAAACGAAUCAUCGGAAACAACAGCUCCAACAUGCCGCAACAGCAACGGCAAAAGUCGCCGCAGCCAGCAGGCUAUGACGAGUGGGUUGAGAAGGCCACUCUCAAGAUGACAGAAUUAUCCAAAACGUCACUGAGCCACGAGGAGAUGUUGCUGAAGUUCCUGUCGAUGCUAAAACUGCCUAAUUCGCCGAUCGCCGUUCCAAACUGGGCUAUUUGCACUCUCGAAGGACAGACCAUGCUGCAUCUUGCGUGUAUUAAGGGAUACGCCAAACUGUGUCGCUAUUUGGUGGAAAACGGGUGUAAGGUCGACACGAGAGACUUGAACGAUCUUACUGCUCUGCAUUAUGCGUUUAUUAACGGGCAGAGGGGGCUGAUCAAACUGUUGGUUAACUACGGUGCUGUUGCGUCGAUGAGGCUAGGCGAGGAUAUUUCGCUAAAGGAUGUUUCCGACUCGAAUGUGCUGGAUCUGUUAGACGACACGAAGGGAGCGCAGUUCCCUUCAAGCCACAGACGGUUCUCGAACGACUCGAUCGAGUCGAUUUUCGACGACUACGACGAGCCGGCGUUCGACCCGAAGUUUGUUGCCGUUGGCAAGUGUGGCCUGAACAAGGCAGACUUUUUCGACAACGACUCGCCGGACGAGAGGUGGCAGGAGCCGGAUGAUGAGAUGGAGUUCGAGGCAGACGACGAGGACGACCUGGACGCGGAAUCACUGCCGGACGUGCCAAAGUCGGAAAGAAAGAAGACGCGUGCUACAGGCGUGAGUCUGUGGCUCAAGAUGCGCAAGGCUUUUGCAAAGAACGUGUCAUCGAUCCCAGAUCUGAGCGACAGCGACCAAUCGGACGACGCGCGCGAGGAGAUGCUUCCGUCGUACCACGAGCUGUUCCCUACAGAAGAGGGCGAGAGGGCGCUUCUCAACUUCCAGGGCCACGAUGCGGAGGCAAAGACCCAGGAGGCGGAGGACUCGUCGGAGGAGGCGUUGGAGUUGGCGCUCAAGUCGUCUCAAAAAACUUUGGACGCAGACAAGCGGUUGCUUUUCUUCUGGCUGCCGUUCAUGCUGCUUUUGCUGCUGGUGAUGAUUGGCAGUCAGCUGGAACUGAUCAAUCUGGACAAUUUCACGCUGGUGUCGAACGUGAUCGAUGGUAGCCGCAACCUUCUAGGUCGGCUGAUGUUGGGCAAAGACCGUUUCACGGGGCUACUGAACGAGAAUCUGAACUACGGACGCGAGAGGGUUAAUAAUCUGUUGAACGACGUGAACGGCGCCAUGCUCACGGCGGUGGGCGGCCGGUAA
This is a messenger RNA of Ogataea parapolymorpha DL-1, 3219 nucleotides long. RefSeq lists its product as hypothetical. Gene Ontology annotation, molecular function: protein binding; transcription coregulator activity; double-stranded DNA binding. The transcript has a single exon. Gene Ontology annotation, biological process: regulation of transcription by RNA polymerase II. Gene Ontology annotation, cellular component: nucleus. The record is from RefSeq and is a predicted model, not a curated record. The coding region runs from base 1 to 3219 and encodes 1072 amino acids. NCBI's taxonomy places the organism in Eukaryota, Fungi, Ascomycota, Pichiomycetes, Pichiales, Pichiaceae.